AUGGACUCCUCCGAAUCUAUCAAGGCCGAGGUCAUCAAGCAAGUCAAGACCCAAUACGCCCUAGAAAACGCAAGACUACUAAUCGAGAAGAUCAACGAGCACUGCUUCGAGAGGUGCGUGCCCAAGCCGGGCCCCUCGAUUUCGAGCAGCGAGUCGACCUGCUUCACCCAGUGCAUGGAGAAGUACAUGUCGGCAUGGAACUCAGUAAGCUCGACAUACAUCGACCGAUUACGACGGGAGCAGUGA
Molecule: messenger RNA, 246 nt
Organism: Daldinia childiae
Lineage: Eukaryota; Fungi; Ascomycota; Sordariomycetes; Xylariales; Hypoxylaceae
Product: Mitochondrial import inner membrane translocase subunit TIM13
Exons: 2
Coding region: 1-246 (81 amino acids)
Source: RefSeq, a predicted model, not a curated record